AAAAAGUAACAGUAAUUCACGAGGAAAAGAAAGAAGAUGAAGUUAGCGAGCAAGAUUUUACUACUAGCGGUAGCACCACCCCAGUGGAAAAAGAAGGAACGGGAAUAAGAGAAACCUUAACUUUGGCUAUUUUGGCUUCCAAGGGUAGGGGUAAUAUUCGCUAUCGUAAAGGUUUAUUAUUAGUUAACUUAUCAGGCAAAGAUAUUCAACAAAAAUUUCUGCUGGCUAGUGAGAAGAAAGCAUUAGAAGAAAAAGUAAAUGACUUGUUAGUUAAAAGUGCCAACCCAGAAAAUUGCUUGGAAGAAUUAAAAAACUCUGCCGAAGAGAAAUUGGAUUUACUCAAAAAGGCUUUACAAAAUGUGGAAGAUGAAUUAGAUGAAAUGGCUGCCGUGCAAGCCUUUGAAGUUAGUUAUGAAUUGGCUUGA
Funneliformis geosporum is the source of this 425-nucleotide messenger RNA. The record is from the annotation of a GenBank genome assembly. Lineage: Eukaryota; Fungi; Glomeromycota; Glomeromycetes; Glomerales; Glomeraceae.